Anopheles marshallii is the source of this 2565-nucleotide messenger RNA. Its product is annotated as ionotropic receptor 75a-like. The record is from RefSeq and is a predicted model, not a curated record. The coding region runs from base 1 to 2565 and encodes 854 amino acids. The transcript is spliced from 14 exons. Lineage: Eukaryota; Metazoa; Arthropoda; Insecta; Diptera; Culicidae.
AUGAACAACACCAUCAGCUGGAUGUUGCUAUCACGAAAUACAACCGGAACGGUGCUGCAACGGACGCUCUGGAACACGGCUGGAAUUCAAAUGAACUCGGAUCUGAUUACGGCUGUUGAAACGGUCGAUCAAGGGGUGUUUAAUGUGUUCGAUAUCUAUUCGAAAGGGCGCCAUCUUUGCAAAGAUAUCUACCAAACGUUGCUGGGCAGGUGGAGCAAUGUAAGUGGCAUACAGGUGACGGCAAACUAUAGCGCGUACCGGAUUCGGCAAAAUUUUAACUUCCUGCAACUACGUGGAGUUACCGUGAUCGAUCAAGCAAAUGUCACAUCUGAGCAGGUCGAUCGUUUGCUGAGCGAACCCGGCCUUACCAAGGGUGUAGUGGCUUUCGUCAAGUAUCAUUACGCGCUGCUGGUUGUCUUGAGAGAUUUCCACAACUUUACCAUAAAAUAUCGUCCAACACGUGGUUGGGCAGGUCGACUACGGUCGGGCUACCGACUAGGGCUGCUGGGAGUAGUGCAGCGUCACGAAACAGACGUCGCCGCCACGGGUAUCAUCAUGCGAUUGAGCCGUCAGCCGGAACUAGACACGAUCCACUACAGCUGGGCGUUUGAAACUGGUUUCAUCUACAAAAUCACACCGGACAUCGGGAGCAAAUCGGAAGGAAACGGUUUCGUUGCUCCAUUUUCGCCAUCUGUUUGGGUUACCUUUCUGCUAUCGCUGGCACUGUCGGUGGUGGUGCUCAAGUAUCUGGCCCAGCUAUCCGAACGUUGCCUUGACCACCACCGCGAGCGUACUCGGGCCACGAUGGCUUACGUGCUGGACGUGAUGUCGUGCGUCGCCCAGCAAGGUGUGCCGGACGUAUCGCGCUUGGUGCCGUCGCGAGUCGCCGUCAUAGUGCUGCUGGUCGCUAAUUUGGUGCUGUACAACUACUACACCUCCACGGUGGUCAGUGGGCUGCUGAGUUCAAAGAUGAUUGGCCCGGAAAGCAUCCCGCAAGUGAUCGACAGCUCGCUCAAACUGUCCCUGACAGAUACGGGCUAUCAUCGUAUACUGCUCAGGGAACAAACAUUGCCGUACAGUACACGCAUGCAUGAGCGGAAAGCUUUACCGCCACGAUUACCGGACGAUUUGCCGCUGUUUACGGAUGUGGAACAUGCGGUACCCUAUCUCCGACGCGGCGGACACGUGCUGCACUGUGAACUGACAGAAGUUUAUCCAACGAUCGCCAAUCAGUUCACCGCCAAUGAAAUAUGCGAGCUGCGAACGGUGGAAGGAUUGUACAAGUAUGAUAUACGUGUGAUGGGAUUCGUGCUGCCAAAGCACAGCAUGUACAGUGAGCUGUUCAAGAUCACCCUAAUGCGAGCACAGGAAACGGGCAUCGUAAAGCGGAUUUAUAGGAUCCACAAAAUAGCAAUGCCAAUCUGCCAAGGAAGUGCAACGGUUUACUCGGUGGAACUGGCGGAGGUUUUGCUAGCGUUCAUUAUAUUGGGAGUCGGCAUCACACUGUCGGGGUGGUAUAUCAUGCUGACCAGCAAACAGUCUGUAUUUAUGAAGUCUACACCGCAGCAUUCUACACCGGUUAGCCAUUUAGUAACAACAAAAAUGGACGAAAAUCCCACGCACGGAAUGCUUGGUCAUGAAAAGUUUCAUUUUGCAGUAUUGAAUUAUUUGCAACAGGUGCAUAACUUUUCGGUACAAUAUGAGCAAUCGAAUGAGGAACUCAUGAAGAUCCUCCCAAACUUUGACGUCAUCGGUUCGGGAGUAUUUCAAAGUUUACAACAGCAACCUCCAAGUGUUCAAAUACUGCUUCAAGCCUGGAUUUAUAGGUUGGGUUUUGUAUUUCGUCUUACACCCGAGCUUAAUGGAGCGACGCUGGAGUCUAAUUACUUUUCACCCUUUACCAAAACCACAUGGUACAGUGCUGCUUCAAUAUUUGCUCUAGUACUCGUAGUGUUGCAUGGUAUGACCAUUUUCCAUAAGGAGCUUUCAUCUUACGCACCGAAUCACUACGUGAUCGAUAUGAUCGGGGCGAUUGCUCAGCAAGGGACAACGCAAACAUCGGCAAAGCUGUCAGUACGAAUAGUGCUUAUAGCAGUGUUGAUGAUGAAUUUCCUUCUGUACAACUAUUACUCGGCAUCCAUCGUCGGUGAGCUGCUCAGUAGCUCCAAUCAGGGUCCGAAAACAAUCGAUCAACUAAUCAAAGCUCCGCUCUCAGUAGUGUUCAAUAAUGAUUCAUACAAUCGGGCACUUGCUAUGAUGGAAGGGCUGUACAGUGAGCUACGAUUGAUGAGCUUCGUGUUGCCGAAGAAGAGCAUGUACACAGAACAGUUCAAAUUAACACUAACUAGAGCAACAGAGCUGGGAAUAAUUAGACGUCUUUUGCAAACGUACAAUAACGAUAUGCCAACCUGUCAAGAAGGAUCUUUGGUACAUCCGGUUGUGUUGAGGGGUGUAGCUACACCUUUCAUGGUACUGACCGGUGGGUUUGUUGGUUCCAUCGUGAUGCUGGUACUGGAAAAGAUCAUCUACUUUAUAGCAAACAAUGGCCAUACUAUCAUAAAUUAG